Messenger RNA from Cebus imitator (Panamanian white-faced capuchin), 1672 nucleotides. Its product is annotated as zinc finger protein 723-like. Gene Ontology annotation, molecular function: DNA-binding transcription repressor activity, RNA polymerase II-specific. The transcript has 5 exons. The record is from RefSeq and is a predicted model, not a curated record. The coding region runs from base 35 to 1672 and encodes 545 amino acids. Lineage: Eukaryota; Metazoa; Chordata; Mammalia; Primates; Cebidae. Gene Ontology annotation, biological process: negative regulation of transcription by RNA polymerase II.
GUGUGUGUGUAUUUAUCAGGGACCAUUGACAUUUAUGGAUGUGGCCAUAGAAUUCUCUCUGGAAGAGUGGCAAUGCCUGGACCCUGCACAACAGAAUUUAUACAGAGACGUGAUGCUAGAGAACUACAGAAACCUGGUCUUCCUUGGUACAGCUUUCUCUAAGCCAGACCUGAUCACCUAUCUGGAGCAAGGAAAAGAGCCUUGGAAUAUGAAGAGACGUGAGACUGUAGCCAAAGCACCAGCUAUGUGUUCUUAUUUUGCCCAAGACCUUUGGCCAGAGCAGGACAUAAAAAAAUCAUUUCAAAAAGUGAUCAUGAGAAGAUAUGGAAACUGUGGAGAUGAAAAUUUACCACUAAGAAAAGAGUGUGAAAGUGUGGACGAUUGUCAAAUGCACAAAAGAGUUUAUAAUAAACUUCACAAAUGUUUGAAAGCUACCGUGAGCAAAACAUUUCUAUGUUAUAAAUAUGUAAAAGUCUUUCAUAUAUUUUCAUAUUCAAAUAAGUCUAAGAUAAGACAUGCUAAAAAGAACCUUUAUAAAUGCGAAAAAUGUGACAAAUCAUUUUGCAUGUUUUUACAUCUAAUUCAACAUAAAAGAAUUCAUACUAGAGUGAAUUCCUACAAAUGUGAAGAAUGUGGCAGAGCCUUUAAAUGGACCUCACACCUUACUAAACAUAAGAGAAUUCAUAGUGGAGAGAAACCCUACAAAUGUGAAGUAUGUGGCAAAGAUUUUAACCAGUUCUCACACUUUACUAGACAUAAGAUAAUUCAUCCUGGAAAGAAACCCUACAAAUGUGAAGAAUGUGACAAAGCUUUUAACUGGUCCUCAAACCUUACUCAACAUAAGAGAAUUCAUAGUGGAGAGAAGCCCUACAAAUGUGAAGAAUGUAACAAAGAUUUUAACUGCUCCUCAAACCUUACUCAACAUAAGAGAAUUCAUAGUGGAGAGAAACCCUACAAAUGUGAAGAAUGUGGCAAAGCUUUUAACUGCUCCUCACACCUUAAUACACAUAAGAGAAUUCAUAGUGGAGAGAAACCCUACAAAUGUGAAGAAUGUGGCAAAGCUUUUAACUGGUCCUCACACCUUAAUAAACAUAAGAGAAUUCAUAGUGGAGAGAAAUCCUACAAAUGUGAAGAAUGUGGCAAAGCUUUUAACCGGUCCUCACACCUUAAUAACCAUAAGAGAUUUCAUAGUGGAGAGAAACCCUACAAAUGUGAAGAAUGUGGCAAAGCUUUUAACUUUUCAACAAACCUUACCACACAUAAGAGAAUUCAUAGUGGAGAGAAACCUUACAAAUGUGAAGAAUGUGGCAAAGCUUUUAACCUUUUAUCAACCCUUACUACACAUAAGAGAAUUCAUAGUGGAGAGAAACCCUACAAAUGUGAAGAAUGUGACAGGGCUUUUAACCAGUCCUCACACCUUACUAGACAUAAGAGAAUUCAUACUGGUGAGAACCCCUACAAAUGUGAAGGAUGUAGCAAAGCUUUUAACUGUUCUUCACACCUUACUAAACAUAAGAGAAUUCAUAGUGGAAAAGAAACCCUAUACAAAUGUGAAGAAUGUGGCAAAGGCUUUUGUGAAUCCUCAGCACUUAGUAAACAUAAAAUAAUUUAUAUUGGAGACAAACUCUACAAACCUAAAAGUUGGGACAAUGCUUUUCACAAUGUAAAAUAA